Messenger RNA from Chara braunii, 4420 nucleotides. NCBI's taxonomy places the organism in Eukaryota, Viridiplantae, Streptophyta, Charophyceae, Charales, Characeae. The record is from the annotation of a GenBank genome assembly.
GCCCUCCUGGACUCUGUGGUUGCCUCUUCCCCCGAAUGGAACAGAUAGCCGUCACCAACAUCCUCGAGGCAAAUUGGUGGUCACACAAAGGUGUGCCUAUGGGUUCCUUAGGAGAGAGGAUGACGAGGACAGGUGUGUCAACUGAUCAGCUGAAGCUGCAGCUCCAUUCACAGUAUGCCCCACCAGUCGACAGACUGGCCAAGGGUUCUAGUCUCUCUGGUCUUUCUAAAACCAGAGACAAACUAAUCCAAACCCCCAACCAUCCAGCAGCAACACGGGCGGCAGGUUGUCGGGCUACGCUGGUGCAGAGGCUGAGCGGCAGUUCUGGGAGCUAUGCUGCUUGGGGAACGUGCAAGAUGUCACGGUCGAGCAGGCCGAUUUUAUGGAACCAGAGUCGACUGGGCAUCGCAGUUGGGACAGAUGGGACAGAUGGGACAGUCACUGUGCUGUGCCGGCUCUGGCGCUGCUUCCAGGACUCUAUGGCUAUGGGUUGUACGCUAAGACUCCGAUCCGUUGAGCGGUCACUGGAAAAGGCGCACUGCAGACAACCAGGAGGAGGUCAACGGUUAACAUCACCGCAUCACCUUAGCUUUGGUCGUUCGCAGCAGAGGCCAGGGUGCAGGGGCUUGAAACAAGGCAGUCAAUCAGGCUUCAUGCGGUGGGAAGAGACGCACAAAGCAGUGGCAAUGACACCAUUCUCCACCUCCAGCUCAACGCCAACAACAGCAGCUGCAGCUGAAGGACUUCGAGGACUAGGAGGAGGAGGAGGAGUAACAGGAGUAGAAAUAACAUCCAGACUCGUGGGUGUGACUUGCGUUCAACCAAGAAGAUCAGUAUGUUGGGUGCUGGGUUCCAUUCGUAAUGGCACAGUGCAUGUCAAAGGUUCCACCACCCUAACCACCAGAGAAGGUGUGGCAUUUAAGGCUGGCUCUGUUCUCGGUCCAGAACAAAACCCUGCGGUAGAUGGUACAUUGCAACUGGAUGGCAGUCCUCUGUGCUCUCCAGGGAAUCGGAAGGUCGCAAGUUCGGUUCCUUCGUUUCAAGCUUCGUGUGAAGCGCUCAUAAACCCCAGCCGCCAAGGUCCACAUGGGGUUAAUCAAGGUUAUAACCCCGGGAAGCAUAUUGACCGUCAUAUGGUUGAUCCACGUGAGAGUGUCUGGGUUGAGAAGGUGUUUGAUCAUGCUUCUCUAGGCCGAACCAAGGAGGACUUAAGUAUUGCUGCUGUGCGGGAGGAUUCAUGUUGUGUCGGGAUCGAUACAGGUCAUGCUCCAGAGAGAAAAAAACUAAGGAAAGGACACCGUUCUUGGACCGCUGGUGGUGUUGGGCACGAAGGGCGAUCAUCAAUACAUGGAUGUUGUGUCGGGAUCGAUACAGGUCAUGCUCCAGAGAGAAAAAAACUAAGGAAAGGACACCGUUCUUGGACCGCUGGUGGUGUUGGGCACGAAGGGCGAUCAUCAAUACAUGGAUCAAUAAGGCAGACUCUGCAAAAAUAUGGUCAAGGGGGCUCAGGUUUGGGCGGUCACGGCCAUGAUGAUAGUGAUGGUGAUGGCAAAGGCAGAGGGUCAAAAAUACCUAUUAAUAGACUAAGCCUCAAGAUUGACCACGACAGAUCGAUCCUCGUAGAGACAGGAGACAUAGGGAGGCAAGCGAGCGGUGCUGUGACCGUUAGGGAGGGGGAAACGGUGUUGUACGCGACGGCAUGUGUCUCUAAGGAGCCCCAGAAGUCCUCGAAGGCCGCGCCAUUGAAUGUGAGUUAUCAGGAGCGAUUCAGCGCAGUGGGGAAGACAGUAGCUGGACUCAUCAAGAGGGAGGGAAGGGUGAGGGAUCAUGAAGUUCUCACAAGCCGCCUGAUAGACAGGUCCAUCCGACCGUUGAUGCCAGAAGGCUUCUCUCACGAGACCCAGAUUCUGACCUGGGUCCUAAGCUAUGAUGGAAGACAUAGCCCUGCACCCCUGGCAAUAACUGCAGCAGGAGCAGCAUUGGCCAUAUCUGCCAUUCCAAUCUCCAAGCCGCUCGCAGGUGUGAGGGUAGGGAUGACAGCUGAUCGCAGUCGAUUGAUUGUCAAUCCGACGGCAGAUGAGAUGGCCACCUCGGAGCUGGACCUCGUUGUAGCUGGAACGUCCAAUGCUGUGCUGAUGAUCGAGGGCUACUGUAACUUCCUCACGGACGAGGAGGUGUUGAAUGCCGUGGAGACUGGCUAUGGCGCUGUGUCGUCGAUCUGCAGGCAACUGCAGCUAUGGGCGGAAGAAGUACGAACACCAAAGAUGAUGGUCACUGCUCCUGCGAGUCGUGGCUCGCAUGAGGCCACGGGCAAGGAUUCGCCAACGACUCUGGAAGAUCUGGUUAUGAGCGUGGCAGGGGACGAACUUACGCAAGCACUCUUUGCAAAGGGACCGAAGAAGGAGCGCAAUGCGGCUGUGAAGCAGGUUGAAGAGAAGUUUGCUCAGCGGAUAAUGUCCUUACUUCAGGGGAAGGAAAGAGGAGGAGGAGGAAGAAAAGGAGGAGCGAAACUUCGUAGGCAAUCGAGGCGAUCCAAGGGAGGAGAACGUCCAGACCAUCCAGCUGAACUGCGGCAGCCUUUCAAACAACAACGUGCCAAAUCUAGGCAUAGGAAGCAGAAAGUGAAAAAGGCCGGGACGUUCGCUAACAGCGAGCACAAUCAUGACAGAUGCAAUAACUCGAAAGAGGAGGAAAAUGGAGGAAAGCGGAAGCACAAGCGCAAGAAGAAGAGAAAGAGGACGAGUGGGUAUAAAGGCGAGAAGGAAGGUCAACAUUCAGAGAAAACGCAGAGUGCAAAUGGCAGGUUGACUUCGCAGCAAGGGCUAGGGUCAUCACCAACGUCAACCUCCACCAAAAAUGAGGGGGUAGGUUGGAGAGGGGUGGAGGCUUGUGGGCCUAAGGGACCACAAAGCCAGUUAGACAUGGAAGCAGCAGGAAAGGGAGAGUGUAACACGAGUGGUGAUAUAUGUCAAGACAGUGGUAGCGAUACUGCUAGAAGAAGGAGAAAGAGAAAACGACGAGGCGGACGUCGUAGAAGUCCUCCACAGAGUAGUAGUAGUAGUAGUAGUAGGAAAAGUGACUGCCGAACCUUAGAAGAAGAGUCGGGUGUUGGCUCCUCCUCCAGUUCGUGUAGCCGUCAGGAUGUUAAGAAAGCAUUCAAAACAAUAUCCUCACGAAUACUGAGGAGCAGUAUCGUGAACGAUGGUACCCGUUGCGAUGGCAGGGGACCAAAGGACGUCCGACCGAUCUCUUGUCGUUGCAGCCUCCUCCCACGUACGCAUGGGAGUGCAUUGUUCACCCGGGGGGAGACGCAAGCACUAGCCGUAGCAACAUUGGGUGGCGAGGAUGUGGUGGAGAGAGUCCACACUAUCAAUGGGGAAGAGCGAAGGAGGUUCUACCUGCAAUACUUCUUCCCCCCCUCUUGUGUAGGAGAGGCUGGUCGUGUAGGACCACCAGGCAGGCGAGAGAUUGGCCACGGUGCACUUGCUCAGCGAGCUCUGGACCCGAUCAUACCCUCUUACCAAGAUUUCCCCUAUGCCAUGAGACUAGAGAGCAUGAUAACGGAAAGCAAUGGCUCCUCUAGCAUGGCAUCAGUCUGUGCGGGUUGUCUUGCUCUCCUGGAUGCAGGGGUGCCGAUCAGGAAAAUGGUUGCUGGGGUAGCCAUGGGUCUUAUUCUGGGACCGGGAAAACGCAAGGGUUCCCCAGAUAAACCCCUUAUCUUGACAGAUAUCCUGGGGAUAGAGGAUGCACUAGGGGACAUGGACUUCAAAGUUGCCGGAGAUGAGAAUGGGGUGACUGCCUUUCAGAUGGACAUCAAGGUGGAGGGCAUUACCAUCCAUGUGAUGAGAUUGGCACUGAUGCAAGCCAGAGAAGCUCGAUGCGCCGUGCUGGAGCAGAUGAGAAAUAUGUGCAACCCCCCCCCUAGAAAGUCCCUUUCGAGAUACGCGCCCCACAUUGGGGUCAUGACCAUUGACCCAUCCAAAGUCGCUGCAGUUAUCGGGCCAGGUGGAAAGACUGUCAAGCGGAUCAUCGCCCUUUGUGAUGUGGAAUCCAUUGACGUGGAGGGGGAUGGGUCUGUGCGUAUUGUUUCAUCGACGGAAGCUGCCUUGCAGCACGCCAAGGAAGAAAUCCGUCGAUUGGUUUGUCUUUGACUUUGACGUUGAGUUGUACACAUCGAUGGCCUGCAACAGAAAAAUUCAAGACAUAAAAGUCCAGUUCAAGGAAAGACUAACUCAAAAUUUUUCAAUCUAAUUUAAAAACUUUCAGUUUAUCAAGAGGUUUUCUUUUUUUUUCUUUUGCGCAGGGGCCAUGCUAAUCUUCUUUAUAUCGUUCCAGGUUUACUGGAUGUCACGAAGGACUAUCAAGAGGUUUUCAGUUUAUGGUGACAAUUUUUCUCUCAAAAUAAAUUGAAAAGUAUUCU